This is a messenger RNA of Dracunculus medinensis (Guinea worm), 276 nucleotides long. NCBI's taxonomy places the organism in Eukaryota, Metazoa, Nematoda, Chromadorea, Rhabditida, Dracunculidae. The record is from the annotation of a GenBank genome assembly.
AUGAAUUUAUGGCAAACAAGAAGUCAUCUAGAAAAUGCAGAAUUGAACAUGGAAAGUAAAUUUCCUAUUUACUUACCAAAUCACAACCAUAUUACUGAACUUAUUAAGGAAGCAUGGCUUGCAAACGAUGGAGAGCCAAACCAUUCAGACUACCGCUACAAAUUUACCAGAAUCCCGUGUCAAGGAUCUUUGAAGUUUGGAUUUUUGAAUUUGAAAUUGAAACAGAUUGGUCUUAAUUAUUUGGGACCACUUUCAAUCAAAAUUGACAAUGGAUAG